Rhipicephalus sanguineus (brown dog tick) is the source of this 1651-nucleotide messenger RNA. RefSeq lists its product as uncharacterized. Bases 265 to 1578 code for a protein of 437 amino acids. Gene Ontology annotation, molecular function: sequence-specific DNA binding; zinc ion binding. Lineage: Eukaryota; Metazoa; Arthropoda; Arachnida; Ixodida; Ixodidae. Gene Ontology annotation, biological process: oocyte development; regulation of transcription by RNA polymerase II; spermatogenesis. The transcript is spliced from 4 exons. Gene Ontology annotation, cellular component: nucleus. The record is from RefSeq and is a predicted model, not a curated record.
CAAACUGGCGCCGCUGCGCUGAGCGCAUGACCACAUUCAGUUCGUUGCUGCCGCUGUAUCGGAACACUCGCAGGUAUCCCGGUCGCUUCUUGGUUACCGGCCAGGUACCGACCUCGCCGCCACUUCUGAGGACGUCAGACGUCUAGCGUGUGCGCUUCGUCGUCAAGAGCGGAACCGGGACCAGUCCUACAACUUGCAGUGUCCCCGUUGAAUCCUCUCUGGGGGCGCCAGACGUCUCGAGUCUGCUUCGUCAUUCAAGACUGAAUGGGAAUCACUCGUACAACUCGAACCUUCAAAAAAGGGAGUGUCGAAGGACUAGACAUGACUUCGCAAAGUGACUUCGGCUCCUCGGAGUUCCGUUGCGGCCCCUGUGAGCACUCGGUGCCUUCGCUGCGUCUCAAGUCAAUCGCUCUGGCUGACGUGCGGCGCUUCGACGCCUCCGGCGAACAGAAGGUCUUUCCGUACGAAAACCGUUAUUGCGAACCGUACCAGCCGCACGCCUGCAGCCCACCGUCUGACAAGGAUAUGCGGCGUUAUUCUCAGAGCGAGGCAAGCCGUUCUUACGCGAGGAGUACCGCGGGCGGUGUCUGGUACCUAAGGGACAGCGCACCGGUCGACGUCAACUGCGGACUUUUCUCUCCGCCGUCGCGGCACGCGGAGUUGUGUUCCGGAGACCUAGACUCGGAACCUUUCGACGCCUGCGGUGAGACGGAAAGGCUUAUGAAGAUUCAGUACAUGGCUGAAGAGCUGGUGGCCCGCGAGACGGCCGUAGCUGCCAAUUACCAAGACGCCGACUUGAAAGAAGUCGACGCUGGAGCUUGCUGCCCGACUCCAGAGCAACCGAGUCCGGCCAAGUCGCCGUUCCCGUCGAUGGCCUCGCUGAGCUUGAAGUCCCUGGUGGAGUCGUCGCUUAUGCCCCUGGCCGAAGCCGCGGACACUUCCGUUCGUGCGUCCGUCCAGGAGACCGGCGUGUCUUCCGCCACGACCUCAGCGGAUGCUUCGAAGAAGCAGCCGACGACUGAAUCCGCCGGGGCGUCGUCGCCUCCUACGUCUGACGGAUUCGACGUCGCCAGUGGCUCGAAUGGUUCUCCCAGAGGACAUUCCUCGAGUGCUGCGGCGACUCAGAGCUGCGGUCGUCGAAAGAAGGCGGUUCCGCGAAAGAGUCCCACGGCCGACGACCCCAACUUCAAGGGCGCCGUGGUUCACAUGCGGCUCGAGAUGGUCAACGGAGAGCCCAAGCUCAAGAUGGAGCAUUACUACAACAACAUGCAGCGACGAGGCGUUCUGCGACCCGAGAUAAGCGAAUCCGAAGACGAGAUUGAGUUCACCAGAAGGGAGGACGUUGAACAGCAAGUUUCAGACAAACAGUGCGCGUCUUGCGCCACGAAGCUAACACCGCUAUGGAGAGACGCCGAAGACGGCACGCCGUUAUGUAACGCGUGCGGCAUCAGGUACAAGAAGUACAAAGUGCGCUGUACCCGCUGCUGGCACAUUCCCAGGAAGAAUGAUAACACCGGCGGCGACUGCAAGGAGUGCGGUGGCACACUGCGUUUCGUCGUGCGAAAGUCGACAAACUGAAAGUUGUUUUUUUUUCUAUAUCAUUUUGCUUCGGGCAGCGUACCGCAAGCUACCUCUGUAUAAAGGCUAUGUG